Messenger RNA from Cylindrotheca closterium, 402 nucleotides. The record is from the annotation of a GenBank genome assembly. NCBI's taxonomy places the organism in Eukaryota, Bacillariophyta, Bacillariophyceae, Bacillariales, Bacillariaceae.
AUGGAUCCGGAUAGAAAUUUCAGUCCACCAGAGUUGAUGGUACCCCAGGACAAUUGUCCAACAUUCUCAUGUUUUUUGGAUUGCUGCAAACCGAAGAAAGGAAGACUGUGUCAAGAGGAGGAGGACGACGAUGUUGCAUCCGUAAAAAAGGGACUUCACGAGGAAGUGAAAGUGAAAGGGAAAAUGGAAAAAACGAAACAGGAAACCACCAGUAAAGCAGUUGUACCAUCCAAGAAUGCACUAUCGCGGAAAGCAGUUGUAGAAUUUUUGAAGAUGUUGCUGUCCUUCCUUCUCUUUCAGUCCAUGGGGAAAACUGGGGAACCGAAAAGCGAGGAGAGCGCCAAAUUGAAUUACGAGCAGGUGAAAGAAGACCGAGAGGACGUUCCAAUAUUGCAGAGAUAG